Mesorhabditis belari is the source of this 297-nucleotide messenger RNA. Lineage: Eukaryota; Metazoa; Nematoda; Chromadorea; Rhabditida; Rhabditidae. The record is from the annotation of a GenBank genome assembly.
AUGAAGCUCUCCGUCCUUCUUUUCCUUUUCGCAUUCUUGGCUUUGUCGAUGGCUCAUUAUGCCAAAUAUCCCCAAGAGCUGAAAGCCAACUAUCCCAAGGGUUAUCCCGACAUCGUUUAUCCCGGACAACCCCAAGAUCUGAAAGCCAACUAUCCCAAGUAUGCCAAAUAUCCCCAAGAUCUGAAAGCCAAAUAUCCAAAGGAUUAUCCAAAAGGUCAAAAAUGUGCAUAUGGCAUGCGCUACGAGUAUGUAUGCGGUGACCCGUCUUGUUCUUGGGAGUGCGUCUCCAUCUACAAC